This is a messenger RNA of Sodiomyces alkalinus F11, 810 nucleotides long. RefSeq names its product putative GNAT family acetyltransferase. The transcript has 2 exons. The coding region runs from base 68 to 718 and encodes 216 amino acids. NCBI's taxonomy places the organism in Eukaryota, Fungi, Ascomycota, Sordariomycetes, Glomerellales, Plectosphaerellaceae. The record is from RefSeq and is a predicted model, not a curated record.
CCGCAACUCCGUACCCCACGUCUAACACUAUUCAUCACCCCUGUACUCCUCCAAAUAGCUACGAAUUAUGCCCCUGCAACGAGACUACGCCAUCCCCGCAGAUGCGCGGCAAAUCGCCGAGAUUCACAUGGCGGCAUUCGGCGCCAACGCCAUGCUCCAAGCGACGUUCCCCACCCCCUCCGUCCGCGCGGCCCUCCACGAGACCAUCCGAGCCAAGGCGGCAGCGGAUAUCCAAGACCCCAGGAUCACGGUGCUCGUGGUGAGGGAGUCGGAUACAUGCACGCAGCAGCCGCAUACUGUUCCGAGAGUCGUUGCGUUUGCCAAAUGGUCACAUCCCGUCCGGCAGGGCGAGGACUACACCGAGUCGCCUUGGGUGUGGCCCGAAGGAACCGACCGCGCCAUAUUAGACGCCUGGACGAAUGCGACGGAGGAAGCGCAGGAGAGGGUGUUGGGCGGCAGGCCUUGCUAUCGCCUUACGUUUCUAGGCACUGAUCCGGCCCAUGAGAAACGGGGAGCUGGGUCGUUGUUGGUCCGGUGGGGAAUAGACCGGUCCGGGGAGGAUGGUGUGCCUCUUUACUUGGAAAGCACGCUUGAAGCAGCACCGUUUGAUCAGAACCAUGGUUUCGUUUCUCGUGAGAAGGUGUCGGUGCGAAUGGGAGGCGGCGGAAACUGUGUGCCAGAGCUAUACGAGGAAAUAAUCUUCAUCUUUGAGCCAUAAAGGAGAAGUUGAGUGGGGACCAUGUCAUCAUUGACGGUCUACUGUGAGGUUAAGGUAGGAUGGAUAAUGGCUCCAUGAUUAUGAGGCGGCGU